Acanthaster planci (crown-of-thorns starfish) is the source of this 1098-nucleotide messenger RNA. Its product is annotated as allatostatin-A receptor-like. NCBI's taxonomy places the organism in Eukaryota, Metazoa, Echinodermata, Asteroidea, Valvatida, Acanthasteridae. Gene Ontology annotation, cellular component: membrane. The record is from RefSeq and is a predicted model, not a curated record. Gene Ontology annotation, molecular function: G protein-coupled receptor activity. Gene Ontology annotation, biological process: G protein-coupled receptor signaling pathway.
AUGGAUAACGCUACAGGUGUUGGUUUAGUCAGGGACCUGGAUUCUAUAAAUGAUUCUAUGAAUUCGACCGAGAAUUUUGCAUACGAAUCUACAUCACAGACAGUGUUUCUUCUCAUCGUGUACGGCGUCAUAGGAACGCUCGGUAUCAUCGGCAAUGGUAUCGUUAUCUUAGUCUAUAUAUUUUCACCCUCGUUCCUUCGGAAUGUUACCAGUUCGAUUGUGUGUAAUCAGUCCGCCAUAGACCUGGCUAUGAGUGUCAUUUUCGUCGUUAUCAACCUCGGACCCCAGUUGAACCUACCCUCCGACCCAGCCUUCGCUGAUUUUUUAUGCAAGGUGUGGCUAUCGGAAUACGCCAUCUGGGCCCUGGGUGCAAGUUCAACUUGCAACCUCGUGUAUCUGACGAUAGAGCGACAUGUCGCCGUGUUCCAUCCGUUCUACUACCGAUCCAAGUUUACACUCCGUAAAGCCAGGCUUAUCUGUGUGAUACCAUGGAUUGUAGGUCCUAUCCAUGAGUUAGGCUGGGGACUGACCAAUCGCGUCAUUAAUGGCACGUGCACGUCACAGUGGCCGUCGGUGCAAAUGGGCCUCGCCAUUGGCUUCAUCUCUUUGAUCGACCAUUACGUCAUCCCGCUGUGCAUCAUGGCGUUCGUGUACUCCCGCAUCAUCUGUAAACUCCGCCAUGCCUGGCGCAAAGCAGACAUGCCCAGGAGUGGGGCUAGACGGCGCCUUGUGCGGCAGGCGUCUCGUAAUGUUAUUAUCACUACUUUUCUGGUGUCGUUGACCUAUCUCGUGUGCUGGGGCCCGAAUGAGAUCACAUAUUUCUAUGUCAACAUGGGAGGUGACGUCAACAUGAGCGGCAUGUUCUUCAGAUUCACCGUCGUCGUGGCACUGGUGAACAUGUGCAUUAACCCCUUCAUAUACGCCAUGUGCUACAAAGAUUUCAGACGAGGUCUGUGGCUUUGUCUGCGCCGAAAUCAGGCCCAUAACGCCCCCUCACCGUGCCCAAGCCACUCCCAUGACCAUGACGUCAUAAGUUCCACCACCCAGGGGUUCCAUGACGCCAGGAAGAUGCCUCGAUACAAAAAAACUGUCUGUUGA